AUGUUAAGGAACGUCAGCAUCAAUAACGAUUUACCAGACUUCUCAAACUCCAAUGAUUAUAUACGGGACUACAGCUACGAUUACCCGGAUAUAGCGAUGUCAGCAGACUGGCAAACUAUUUUAACAACUGCUUUCACUCUUACUAUGGUGCUGUCAAUCACUGGUAAUGCCUUAGUCAUUGUUGUUCUUCUCUGCGGAAAAUCCGGAAGAGGCGAUUUAAAUAUAUUUAUUGUAAACUUGGCUGUGGCUGAUGUAUCGAUGGCUGUACUGUCCAUGCCGUUCACACUCACCACAUUGAUGUACGGACAUUGGAUAUUUGGUGCGGCAAUGUGCCCAGUAAUGCUGUUCGCACAACAGGUGUCGGUAUGUGUCAGUAUUUACACUCUCACUGCAAUUGGCAUGAACAGGUAUUUCGCUGUAAUGUAUCCACUGAAAAUAGGAUGGACAAAGAAACAUAACCGAAUUUUCGUACUGUCAGUGUGGGUAGUUUCUGUUAUUUUGAGCAUUGUACCACCCAUCGUUGGCUACACCAAAGAGGAGUACUGGGAUGGGAAUACGAUUUUCCUUUGCGCAGAAUGGUGGUCCAAUGAAACAUCAUCAGCUAUUUAUGAGUUAUUCGUCAUGUGUAUUACCUAUUUCAUACCACUGGUACUGUUAGCAUAUACCUACAUCAGUAUUGGCCGUAGGCUUUGGGGAAGACAAAUACCAGGAAAUGCCGAUCACAACAGAGACCGGACACAGAAGAGAGCUAAACGCCAGGUCAUAAAGAUGUUACUUGUAGUUCUGAUAAUGUUUGCGCUUUGUUGGCUUCCUCUUCACAUAUUCAAUAUUGUACAAAGAGUAAAUCCUCAUCUACUACAGCAAGAUACAACCAGGAUGGUUAACGCUGGAGUACUAUGGCUAGCGAUGUCUAACAGUUGUGUAAACCCUGUCAUUUAUAGCUUUUUAAAUGGCAAUUUUAAGAGAAACCUGAUUCUGCUGUGUGGGUGUUCGCGUAACUGUCCGAACACAGCGAAUUUAGGAAGAUCACAAGGACAAACUUUGUCAACAACAACAACAACAACAACAACAACAAACAUUCAGCAAGGAAAAAGUACAACUUAUAGUGAACCUUCAAUAGAACAACUCGACAUGGAGGAGUCGGUGUAA
Molecule: messenger RNA, 1149 nt
Organism: Saccoglossus kowalevskii
Lineage: Eukaryota; Metazoa; Hemichordata; Enteropneusta; Harrimaniidae
Product: QRFP-like peptide receptor
Biological process (GO): G protein-coupled receptor signaling pathway
Cellular component (GO): plasma membrane
Molecular function (GO): neuropeptide Y receptor activity
Source: RefSeq, a predicted model, not a curated record